AAGAUGACUAUUUUGAAAUCUUACUUCAGUUUGACAGAUCCGUUUUGCUGGUGAACACUCACUCGCGUUGCCAGAGUCAAGUGUCACUCAGGAGUCUUAUAGAUAGAUCAGUUGAAGGGACAUUUGACAGCGCUCAGUAACGUCAGCUAAUUGGCUACGGUGAUUAUGUCCAGUGUGUGUAAAAGCCAGUGACUUUUGACAUUUUCAUGUGUUUAAGGGCUAUAUAUAGUACAUCUCAGUGUUCAUAAAUUAGACUAGUUUUCACAAGUGAUCCUAAAAUGGCAUUUGAAGACAGAUCAAGUCCAGAUACAGCGACCAGUCCUUGCACUAGUGACUGUGGAGGUAAAUUUAACACUCCGAAUUCGCCCGAAAGUACAAGAACUUCACCAUUUACUUGCAUAACAAUUCCCAACAGUCAAAACCACCACUCUUAUAGUUCACGAUCAGAUGAAGAAUCUCCGAAAAACUUGGUGGUUCCGAAGAUGGAGCAUCCUGAGAGGUCAUUUUUCCGGAUCGCUUCGUACGCUCUACCGAGUCCAAAGCGGGAAUACGACAGGCAUUCGCCUAUAAGCUAUAGAUCAGCAUCUCCUAUCGACAGUGUCGCUUCGAGCGUGUCAUCUUCAUCCAGUAACGAGCCAAUCAUCCACACCUUAAAAUACUCAAUUACCAAUAUCUUGCAGCCAGACUUUGGAAAAAAUGCAAUUUUUCAAAGUAAAUUCACCGAGAAGGUUAGCUUUCGGCCCUACGAAAGUAUCGCUAAUGACCAGAAAAAGUCAUUCGGGGUUCCACCUUUGGGAUCGUUAUGUCAAACUGUAUCACAGAUCGGUUCAUCCACUUCAAACGCGAGUCUUUUCUCCCCGGGCAGCUCCAGCGGAGGCGGCAUUAUUGUUCGUAAUUCACGAAGUCCACCCUUAGCGAGUCCUAGUAGUGUACUCAGCACCGAAGACGCGAAGAAAGAUGAGUCCACGGUUCCUAAGUUAUGGCCAGCUUGGGUGUAUUGCACCAGAUACUCUGAUCGACCCAGCUCUGGUCCUCGAUCCAGGAGAAUCAAAAAACCGCAGAGUGUAAGUAAAACCGAAGACAAACGUCCACGAACGGCCUUUUCCAGUGCCCAGUUAGCGCGGCUGAAGACCGAGUUCAAUGAGAAUCGUUAUCUCACUGAAAGCAGACGUCAAAAGCUCAGUACUGAACUGGGGCUCAAUGAAGCUCAAAUUAAAAUAUGGUUUCAAAAUAAGAGAGCAAAGAUUAAAAAGUCCACCGGGCAGAAAAAUCCUUUGGCUUUACAGCUGAUGGCACAAGGGCUUUACAAUCAUAGUACUGUAGCAUGUGAUGAGGACGAUAUGCCCUUGUCUGCUUAAGGUUUCGUUAACGCAAAACUUCUGCAUGAGCCACUUAAAUAGAACAUCCAAAUAGUCAAAACCCUUUUUGAAUAAAACUCUUUGUGAUCUCGAAUAUAUAUUAUUCUUUUGUUAAACAUUCUGUAUAGUGUAAUACAUUUUCCAUAUGGGCAUGUAAUGUACAGGGCGAGUAUAGGUAGCUCCCAAUUUCAGUGUGCCGAUCAUCAAAGUGGCCUCUAGGCAAAGUUAGACAAUAAAUUCCUAUCACUUUGUAACAAAUCCAUAUCAUAAUUAAUAUCAUAUUUAAUAUUUUAGCACAUUUCGUUUUUUAAAUAAGUUGCUCACUUUUUAAGCUAAAUUCAUAUGCUGCAUAUAAAUAAAAUUGAAAUUAAAUAAACUAUUUUCCACUGUUUCCCAUUCUCCUUUGCUUGCAAAUGCAAAAUUUUUGGGAAAGCUUUCUUUGUAUUUAUUUGUCUACGAGCUAAGUCGAGAGGAUUCUCGAUUUCCUCUACCAAAAUUGGUCCACUCGCCUGUACAUUAUUAUCAAACUUAGUGUACAAAUAUAGGUAAGGUACACAUUAUCGAUUUGUACAUUUGAGCAAAACUGUAACUUAUGCUAGUUUUUUGGGACAGUUCAAUGUUUGUGUCUGGAAAAGCAUUAAGUAGUUUGCCAAAUAACUGUGUGUCUGAUGAAAAGCUUUAUUGUUAGAAGAAACCAUAUAAGUUUGUGUAUUUGAUGCCGCUUUGAUAAAACUUUUAUGGCUGCUAACGAGCCUUAAUGAGGCGUUGAAUAUACAAACGUGUCAUGUAUAGUAGACUGAAAUUUAUUUAAUAGAUUUAGUGCAAUGUUUUUGUAUAGAUUUGUUAUCGUAUAGAAACGAAAUACAAUUUUGUUCUUCCUUA
Dendroctonus ponderosae (mountain pine beetle) is the source of this 2240-nucleotide messenger RNA. Its product is annotated as homeobox protein engrailed-1a. The coding region runs from base 279 to 1358 and encodes 359 amino acids. The record is from RefSeq and is a predicted model, not a curated record. The transcript has 2 exons. Gene Ontology annotation, cellular component: nucleus. Lineage: Eukaryota; Metazoa; Arthropoda; Insecta; Coleoptera; Curculionidae. Gene Ontology annotation, molecular function: DNA-binding transcription factor activity, RNA polymerase II-specific; RNA polymerase II cis-regulatory region sequence-specific DNA binding. Gene Ontology annotation, biological process: multicellular organism development; neuron differentiation; regulation of transcription by RNA polymerase II.